Dujonia railenensis is the source of this 267-nucleotide messenger RNA. The record is from the annotation of a GenBank genome assembly. NCBI's taxonomy places the organism in Eukaryota, Fungi, Ascomycota, Pichiomycetes, Serinales, Debaryomycetaceae.
AUGGGGAAAUAUGAUGACGAAGAGCCAUGUAAACGUGAAGCUUGUAUUAUUCAAGACUGCUUAAACGCAAAUGGUUACAAAGAAGCCAAGUGCGCCAAGGCCAUCGAUAAUUUGUACAUAUGUUGCAAGAAGUUCUACGAGAAUAACGGGACAAGGACGGAUCAAACAACUACUUGCUGUCCAAAGUUUAGUUUGCUAGAGAAGAAAUUGAAAGAGAGAGGAAUUGAACCUCUCGAUCCUUCGAUUGUCAAAACAAGGCACGAAUAA